AUGCUGCUGGAUGUCUCUGGUAUGUGGGAUAGCCAGUCCACGGCUCGUCCCGGCCAUCGGGCUGGUCUGGAACACACGACUGGCACGCUGGCCGAGGGUCGACACGGCUGUUGCUUCUGUGCAAUGUGCACGAAAGGCAGUGCCGGCAAAAGCUGCCGCCUCGUCCGGGUCUGCUACGUUUGCAAGCUGUUCCGUCUUCGCUCCGGUGGCAUCCCACCCAGCACGCCCUCGCCCCCAGUUUUCACCAUGGAGCAGCAAUCCCGAGAAAGUCCAGCGCCAUCUCGUUCCGGCGACGCGCCAAAUUUCUGUUUAAUCAAACUCGACCUGCCCGGGCCUGAACCUGGGCCCUUUCCCUCGCUCGUUCCCCGUGCUGAAGCGAACUUGCACAGUCGACGCCCCGCCCCACUCGGCCGUUUCUUCGUUUCUGUCCGUAUCACCAAACAUUUUCUGCAGCAAAGGCAUACUGCGGCAUGCCACUGUGUCUUACAUCAGGUUUCCACUGCGUCAAGGAAUGGAUAUCAAGAUGUGCUCGGCACAAAACCGACGUUGGCUACCGUACGUCUGGGAGCCACCGAGCCAGGCACAGAGUGUCGAUAA
Molecule: messenger RNA, 597 nt
Organism: Colletotrichum tamarilloi
Lineage: Eukaryota; Fungi; Ascomycota; Sordariomycetes; Glomerellales; Glomerellaceae
Exons: 1
Coding region: 1-597 (198 amino acids)
Source: RefSeq, a predicted model, not a curated record